GGGGAUCGUGAGGGGCCGUGAGGGGACCCGGGAGCGGCGCGGGCCGAGGCACCCCGGUACCGACCGCGCCACCCACCUCGGGCCCAGGGCACGGACGAAAUGAAAAUUUAGAAAAACCUUUGCCAAAUAAAGAAGAUGGGAGCGAAUAGCAGCAGCAUCAGUGAGCUUCCAGAAAAUGAGUACUUACAGAAACUGUCAGGAUCAGAGCCCAUCUCUGAGAAUGACCCAUUCUGGAAUCAGCUUCUGUCUUUUAGCUUCACCACUCCAACAAACAGUGCUGAUUUAAAGCUCUUGGAAGAAGCCACAAUCUCAGUCUGCAAGUCUUUAGUUGAGAAGAAUCCUCGAACAGGGAACCUUGGGUCAUUGAUUAAAGUCUUUCUUUCUAGAACCAAAGAGUUAAAAAUUUCAGCAGAAUGUCAGAACCACCUCUUUAUCUGGCAGGCUCACAAUGCACUGUUCAUUAUUUGCUGUUUGCUGAAAGUAUUCAUCAGUCGAAUGUCAGAAGAGGAGCUGCAACUUCAUUUUACUUAUGAAGAGAAAGCAGGACCAAGCUCAUAUGGAACAGAGUGUGAAGAUCUUAUAGAGGAAUUGCUGUGUUGCCUCAUCCAGCUCAUUGUUGAAAUUCCCCUCUUGUACCCCUGUCAGCACACAGACAGUAACUGGUGGAAAUGGUUGUGCUCAUGGUACAGGGGAAGGUACAGUGGAGGUGUCACUUCAGCUCUGGGGUAUGCAGUAAGAGAUAUUACAUACAGCAUUUCCUUGGAAGCCGUGACAACUCUCAUUGUGUUUCUCUCCUGCCAAUUAUUCCACAAAGAGAUUCUGCGAGAGAGCAUCAUUCACAAAUACCUGAUGCAUGGUCGAUGUCUCCCAUACACCAGCAGACUUGUGAAAACUUUGCUGUAUAAUUUCAUUAGACAAGAGAGAAGCCCUCCUCCAGGGACCCACGUCUUUCAGCAGCAAACAGAUGGAGGAGGACUGCUCUAUGGAAUUGCAUCUGGGGUGGCAACUGGCCUGUGGACCGUGUUCACGCUGGGUGGGGUGGGCAGCAAAGCAUCGGCACAGGUGGAGCAGUGCUCUCCUCUGGCCAGCCAGAGCCUGCUGCUGCUGCUGGUACUGGCCAACCUGACUGACACUCCAGACACCCCAAAUCCCUACAGACAAGCCAUCAUGUCCUUCAAGAACACACAAGAUAACACUGCUUUUUCGUCAUCAAAUCCACAUGCUUUCCAGAUUAACUUUAACAGUUUAUACACAGCUUUAUGUGAUCAGCAGAAAUCUGAUCAAGCCACUCUUCUCCUAUACAUGCUUCUGCACCAGAACAGCAACGUGCGCACCUACGUGUUGGCACGGACAGACAUAGAGAAUCUGGUUCUGCCAAUUCUUGAAAUCCUGUAUCACGUUGAAGAAAGGAAUUCACACCAUGUUUACAUGGCCCUUAUCAUUUUGCUGAUCCUCACAGAGGAUGAUGGCUUCAACCGAUCCAUUCAUGAAGUGAUACUGAAAAACAUUACUUGGUAUGCUGAGCGUGUCUUAACAGAGAUCUCACUUGGGAGUCUUCUGAUACUGGUUGUGAUAAGAACCAUCCAGUACAACAUGACACGGACAAGGGACAAAUACCUUCACACAAAUUGUCUGGCAGCCUUAGCAAAUAUGUCGGCACAGUUCCGCUCGCUUCAUCAGUAUGCUGCUCAGAGGAUCAUCAGUUAUACCUGCCGCCACUUGCGGAGAUAUGUGUAUGUCUUGGACAAACUGUAUUUCCCCCACUCCCACUGCUCUACGCUGCAGCAUUGCUUCUCGACCCUCAGUGACAAUGGAGAGGAACUCUUGUCUUUAACUUGUUCUCACAUUCUCAGAUCCUAUGCUUCCAGUCUAUUUUCUCUGUUGUCUAAAAAACACAACAAAGUGCUGGAGCAAGCCACGCAGUCCUUGAGAGGUUCCUUGGGCUCAAACGACUCUCCACUUCCUGAUUAUGCACAAGACCUGAAUGUGAUUGAGGAAGUGAUCCGGAUGAUGCUGGAGAUCAUCAACUCCUGCCUGACCAACUCCCUCCAUCACAACCCCAACCUGGUGUACGCUCUGCUCUACAAGCGCGAUCUGUUCGAGCAGUUUCGGACUCACCCCUCCUUCCAGGACAUCAUGCAAAAUAUAGACCUGGUGAUCAGCUUUUUCAGCUCCCGAUUAGAGCAAGCUGGAGCUGAGCUGUCAGUGGAGCGAGUUCUGGAAAUCAUCAAGCAAGGAGCUGUUGCUUUGCCCAAAGACAGGCUAAGAAAGUUCCCCGAGCUGAAGUUUAAGUACGUGGAGGAGGAGCAGCCUGAGGAGUUCUUCAUCCCCUACGUGUGGUCCCUGGUGUACAACUCUGCCGUGGCCCUGUACUGGAACCCCCGUGACAUCCAGCUCUUCACCAUGGACUCGGGCUGAGGGACCCGCGGCCAGGCCAGCCCCGCUCCAUCCUACGGGAAUUGAACCCCUGCACCCCUUCCAACCUGACCCCUCCAGCUGCCCCCGUGACCCCAGAGCCAGUGUCCAGCUGGGACAGACUGCUGUGGGGCACUGAUGGCUUGUAGGCAACCUUGUGUUUAUAGUCCGUAACCCAGAGCUUGUUUGAUGAAAAUGAGGCCUUACACAUGGGGUAUGAUGUUACUACCAACCACAAACCUGAUCGUCCUUCUAACUUAACAGGCUAAAUGAGAUUGCAGGCUUUGAUUUGGAAGCAGUAUUUGUAUUUUUGGCUCUUUGGAGCGGGCAGCUUCCUUGGGUCAAGCUUUUUAUGGUCUCUUGGAUGCUGCCGUGGGGUGCUCGUUACCUAAUCCUUGUUUCCACUCACAGCCCUUCGUUUCUGUGGCACUGUCAAGGCUGCAGCCCUUAAAUUGCUGUCUACACUGUCAUCAGAGGGAACUAAGCAAGCAGCAUCUUAAUCAGGUUAGCUCCCAGGCAGAUUCAAAACACUUGAUUUAGAUGUUUGUGGGAGGAUUUUCAAUAGCAAGUCUUCUGUUGUUGUUGUUGUUUGACUGACAAAUACUCUCCAGAGGGCAAGAAACACCUGCUUUUGGAGUCAAGUCCCUUACAGACUUGUUUUUCUGUGCUCCUGUGCAAAAUUGUUCCUGGAAAUUGAGCGUGUAAGGGAAGAGGGGAAAAAAAGUCCAAAGAAAAUAAUUACAAGAUUGUAAAAUAGACCAGUGUCCUGUAAAUCUGUGCUUAAUGGUGACAGUGUGUUUUGGGGAUCCUUGACGAAGCUCUGUGUUGAAAACCUCCUCUUGGCUUUUAAAGUUUUAUGGCAGAAGUAUAAAUUUAUCUGAAUGUAGAAUACUACUCUCUUUUUUGGUUGUUUUCAAGUGCCCUUUCCUGAUAUACCUGUUCCAGCAGUGGGAAAAGCAAAAGAAGUGGUGUGAUUUUGAAAGAAGUCUCAUUUUUCAAAGUGGGGAUCGUAUUUUGGGGAUGCCUGUUGCACACACGUGCACCCACUCUCCUCGUCCCACGUGCUGCUGUGUGGGGAACUGUCAGCAGUGCAUUGCAUGCCAAAACUUCAAUUUCAAGGAAUUAGUUCUUGAAGAUGCGUGGCAACCCUCUGUAUUCACUGCCUGCUCCAGCAUGUUCUGUUUGUUGACCUGAGGAAUCAGGUGCGUUUGCUUUCAGAAAGUCCUUUGAAUGGCUUUAAAUAUAAUUUCUUGCACCGUUUCAUCCCUCUGAAGGAUGUGCUAAGAUUGUACUUUCCUUUUAUCUGCUUAUUUAGAGACAGAAGUCCAUUUGAGUCCUACACAAAUGGAAAUGCUGGCUUAUAAAAAAAAAAAAAAAAAAAAGAAAAAAACGCUUUCCAAAUUUAUUUAAAUAUAGCUGCAAAGGGAUAUAUAGAGCCCACGAGCAUUUAGGGCUUUGAAAUGGCAGAAGCUUUUGAGAAGAGACAAUGGUAAGACUGGAGAUGCAGUGUUUUCUUAGGCAAAUAGGAGAAAUUAAUGAACCAUGACUGAGCUGCACAUAAGUUGAUCUGUAUUUUGGAUUUAUUCUGUUUUGUUUUGGUCUUUGAGCAAACGUCAAAAGGGGAUAACUAUUCUUGGUUACUGUAGUGAUUUGUAAUUUUGUCUUUAUUAAAAGACUAAGAGUGUUUGUGAGUCAACAGGGCUGCCCAGAUUUGGAAAGGUCAGUCUGAAGAUGCACUUUUAAACCGUGGGUUCUAAAGCUGCUGGGCUGGCUCGAUGUUCAUCUGUUUUAAACACUCCGGGCUGAGCAGCACCAGAGAGGCCCUGCCAGGGCAGACGCUGCUCAGCCAGGUGUCAGACUGCAGAAAACCUGAUUUCUCUGUGAAAGGGCUUUUUGCAAGAGAGGAGCAGAUAAAGCAGCAGUCUGAUAGAAAAGGUCCAGCAGCUGCUGAACCAUCAUCGGCGUCGCACGGAAAAUUCUCUCUCGCUGUCCUCCCGUCGUGGUGACACUGAGGUUCAGAGGGUUUGUUCUGAUGGCGUCAUUUCCUCGUGUGUGUCAUGAAAUACCCUGCUCCUGGGUCCCAGCUGGUUUGGAACAGCUGGAGUUAUCACCUAAAGCCAAAACAGCAGAGCCAGACCAAGAUUUGGGCAGAAAAUCAUGCUGGUCCCAUUGGCUCUCCCAAGAGCUGGAGUGUGAUGUGGGCCUGGCAGUGUCCUGACAUCUGCAGUCUGGUAUGGUCACAAAUACUCUGUUUUUCCUUCACCUUAGGGAUCCUUUUCAUUACUUUGUGUGGAAGAUUUAUUAUGCGUAAUUACAAAAAUAAAGAAAGAUGAAACAGUCAA
Melospiza georgiana is the source of this 4757-nucleotide messenger RNA. It is a transcript of the gene DYM, whose product is annotated as dymeclin. Gene Ontology annotation, cellular component: Golgi apparatus. NCBI's taxonomy places the organism in Eukaryota, Metazoa, Chordata, Aves, Passeriformes, Passerellidae. Gene Ontology annotation, biological process: Golgi organization. Bases 136 to 2418 code for a protein of 760 amino acids. The transcript is spliced from 19 exons. The record is from RefSeq and is a predicted model, not a curated record.